Messenger RNA from Frankliniella occidentalis (western flower thrips), 3888 nucleotides. RefSeq lists its product as uncharacterized. The record is from RefSeq and is a predicted model, not a curated record. Gene Ontology annotation, molecular function: DNA binding; DNA-directed DNA polymerase activity; nucleotide binding. The transcript has a single exon. NCBI's taxonomy places the organism in Eukaryota, Metazoa, Arthropoda, Insecta, Thysanoptera, Thripidae. Gene Ontology annotation, biological process: DNA replication. Bases 1 to 3888 code for a protein of 1295 amino acids.
AUGCAGACACGUGAGCGGGUACUCAAGCGAUUUAAAGACAUUAAGUUUAGAGAAGAAGUGAUAGUUAUAAAAGGUUUGGGCGAGUCACUUCCCUCUGAAGCUCUCAUGACCUCCAUGUUUGAUAAAGUGUUAGAACGACAGCGCACAGCUGUAGGGUCAAAGGACGACGACAUGGUAGUCCUUGAGAUCGCUAAUAAUCACAACGUAGAGAAUCCUCUAUGGUUCUCUAUGAGACGUGCAGACCAGCUUUCAGGUCAGGUCGUUAUCGACAAGUUGUCGCGAGUUCUGAAUUCCAAUCAGCAGUUUUUUUCUGAUGGGCAGAUGACUGUCAGCUACAUACACGUUCCCACUCCUGAGGCAGGAGGCAGACGCACGCAUGGCAGGUCUGUCAAUGAGACGAUGGAUGAAUGGCUUAAGAGGAAGUCAGACGCGGCAUCAAUAUGGUCACCUCAAAACACGAAUGACAGCAUGUGUCUUACACGAAGUGUUAGUGUGGCUAUUGCUAAAUACAAUGAAGAACGCAGAGUCCUGUACAAAAUAAAAAAAGAUGUGGGUAAUGUGCUAACAGAACAGGCACUUUAUCUGUGCCAAUCGGCAGGCAUUGACUCACAGAAAUCAUGCGGUCUGGCUGAAGUCGCUCGACUGCAGGAAUUUCUUAAGGCUACCUAUAGGAUCAUUGUCUUCACAGAUAAGAAAGGCAAAGACUGUGUUUACAAGGGGGACUAUGCAGUGGGCUUAAAAAACAUAUAUCUCUUGCUUCACAAAGAGCAUUUUUCUGCAAUCAUGUUUCCUCGGCAAGCCUUUGAUUAUGAUUAUGACUGUGAAAAGUGCGCUGUGUUCUUUAAUAAGAAAGGAGAGCAUCAGUGCCAAGGAUCAUGUUGGCGGUGCUUUGGCCCGGACCCUCAUGAUCAACCUGGGGUGGUUCUUGAGCGUUGUGGAGACUGCGGUCAUCAAUUUGCAGGACCGGAUUGUCUAGAAAAUCAUAAGACCAUCAAACUACACCGUGCCACUAAAACAAAGUGUGAGACAUUUAAAUUUUGUGCGUUGUGUUCUACAAGUUAUAGUACUCAACGUGAGGCGUCACAUGUCUGUAACACAGUGUACUGCCAGUAUUGCAAACACAACGUCAGGGAAAAUCACUUAUGCUACAUGACGCCGUGGUCUGAACGAGAAAAGCGCCCUAAGUGGAAAUAUUUGACGGUCUACUACGAUUUUGAAUGUUCUCAAGUGGACCCCAUAGAGGGAAAAGACGACAUUUUUGAGCACAAACCAAACCUUUUAGUGACACAAACUGUCUGUGAUCAAUGUAAGCACAUCGAUCAAAAUGAAUAUUUUUGUGAGAACUGCCAAAAUCGCCAGCACAUAUUUCAUAAUUUGGAUGACAAAAAUAUCAACGUUGUCCAACAGUUUCUCACAUAUUUAAAAUCUUUCCCUGCAAAGACAGAAAUUUUGCUCGUAGCACACAAUGCAAAAGCGUAUGAUGUGUUGUUCAUUCUUCAGGAGCUGAUAGCUCACGGGCUUAAGCCCGAAAUUACACUACAGGGGGCCAAAAUAAUUUGCCUUAAAAUAGGCAACUUCAAGUUCAUUGAUUCAUUGAUGUUCUUACCCAUGCCACUCGCUGCUAUGCCAAAGAGCUUUGGUCUUACCGAGCUCAAGAAAGGCCACUGGUGCUAUCUGGCUAAUCGAUCAGAAUUUUAUUCUUAUGUUGGUCCUAUGCUUGAUAAAAAGUAUUAUUGCAGCUCAGGUAUGAAGGAUAAGGCGUACUAUGAGUUUGAGCAAUGGUAUAAGGAUCAAGUUGAAAACAACUAUGUUUUCAACUUCCGCAAGGAACUGAUCGACUAUUGUAUAUCAGACGUAACGAUCCUCAGACAGGCGUGCCAAUCCUUUCGCUCUCUUUUCUCGGAAAAAGCAGGGUUUGAUCCAAUGUUCAACUGCAUUUCCCUCAGCGGUGCGUGUAUGGCAGCCUUUAGGAGAAACUUUCUACAGAAAGACACGAUUGGUAUUGUGCCACCAGGGGGUUACCACGGAAGGGGGAAGCAAAGUCACGUCGCUCUACAGUGGUUAGACUAUGAAUCAUUCAAAUUAGGGGAAACGAUCAAAACCAUACACACAGAUCGUGAGGUGUCCGUCCUGGGCCGGCGUGUCGAUGGAUAUGUUGAGAUUUCUCUCAUUGACAACACAAUUGAACGCAGAAUUUACCAGUUUCACGGGUGUUACUGGCACCACUGUCCAAAGCACUACCCCUCAGAAGAAGGCUGCGGUGUUAACCGUUUUCAACAGACUCAGAAAAUCACCCAGAUGUUCCGUACACAUGGAUAUAAAGUCAUUGAGAAAUGGGAAUGUGAUUUUAAAUGGGACAUGGAAAAUGAUCCUGAUGUCAAAAACUACUUUGAAUCACACCCUACACAGAGAACUCAGCCGCUCAAUCUUCGUGAUGCCUUAGCAGGCGGACGAACAAGUGCAUUCAAAGCGUAUUACAAAGCAAAUCUGAAAGAGGGCGAAAAAAUAAUGAUGGUCGAUGUUAUCUCUGAAUAUCCUGCAGCCAACCUGCGGGGAAAGUAUAGUUUUGGGCACCCUCGCAUUUUUUUGGAGGGUGACCCCACUAUGCCAGAUGUACAUGAGUGGAACGGAGUUAUCAAGGCAACUUUACUACCUCCUCGGGAUUUGUUCAUCCCCGUUUUGCCUUACAAAUGUGGGGGAAAAUUACAUUUCCCUCUCUGUCGGCUUUGCGCUGAAACUGAGAGUGAGGAGAUUUGCUCUCAUGACAAUCCAGAAGACCGACAGUUGACGGGAACGUGGUGCGCCCCUGAAAUCAAGCUCGCCGUUCUGGAAAAGUCAUAUCAGUUAAGCACAGUGCAUGAAGUGUAUCAAUACCCGGGGGAAAUGAAAUACAAUCCUGAAACUGGGGAGGAUGGGCUCUUAUCAGCCUAUGUACGCUGUUUCAUGGCACUAAAGAUUCAGGCAAGUGGUUGGCCUGAAAACUGUGAUACACCAGAAGCACAGCAAAAAUACGUGGAAGAAAUAUUAAAAUGUGAGGGAAUUACAAUAGACCCAAAUAAAAUGGAAUACAAUCCUGCCCUGCGUCAGCUCAGCAAGCUUAUGCUCAAUUCAUUCUGGGGUAAAUUUGGCGAGAAAUGCCUAAGGUCAAAAACAGAAUUUGUGUAUGAUUAUGGGGAACUGAUGCACAUUAUUUCAGACCCUAAAAAAAUUGUACAGACUCUUCUGCCUCUUUCCGAAACAUGUCUCCAAGUGUCUUGGAAACCGGUCAAUGACAGCGAAGAAUCUCUCCCAACCUCAUCCCUUCUUCACGCUGCAUUCACGACAUGUCACGGUCGCAUGCAAUUGUACCAAUACUUAGACACAGUGCGGGAGAGAGCUAUUUACGCUGAUACCGAUUCCUGUGCAUACAUUAGCCGCCCGGGAGAGCCAGAGCUGCGUCUGGGAACUCACUUGGGGGACCUAACAGAUCAAGUCAGUGAGCAGUUCGGCCCUGGAAGUUUCAUAUUAGAAAUGGUCUGUGCAGGACCUAAAAACUAUUCAUAUUUGGUGGCAAAGGGGGGUGACCCAAACAAUGUAGGGGUCGUUAUAAAAGUGAGAGGAAUCAAUAUUAACAAGUCAUGUGAUCAACUUGUCACAUUUCACAAUCUUAAGGCUAUGGUCUUAGGACAGAAAGAUGCUAUAACAGUCCCGAUUCCAAGACAGAUUGCAAGGCUUCCGGGUUGGAGAGUUGUCACCCGUGACACCUCUAAGAAAUGGCAGGCAAAGAACUCCAAGAGGCGCCGUGUCGGCGAGGGGGACACCGUUCCCCAUGGGUACAAUCGCUGGCUUAAUGCUGAGCAGGAGGAUCAAGCAUUACUUGAGGCCCUUGAAACUUUGAGGGACGCCUAA